Messenger RNA from Candoia aspera, 3783 nucleotides. RefSeq names its product glycogen phosphorylase L (gene PYGL). Gene Ontology annotation, biological process: glycogen catabolic process. NCBI's taxonomy places the organism in Eukaryota, Metazoa, Chordata, Lepidosauria, Squamata, Candoiidae. Gene Ontology annotation, cellular component: cytoplasm. The transcript is spliced from 21 exons. The coding region runs from base 127 to 2706 and encodes 859 amino acids. Gene Ontology annotation, molecular function: glycogen phosphorylase activity; pyridoxal phosphate binding. The record is from RefSeq and is a predicted model, not a curated record.
AAAAGCGGACUUGGGAGGGCUCUGCCCCUUUCCGGGAAGAAAACGACUUGGGCUAAGAUCGAUCCCAAAGGGAGGAGAAAAGAGUCCUCGCCCUAGGAUCGAGAGCAGCUCAUAGCCUUGGCAGCCAUGUCUCGGCCCCUGACUGACCAGGAGAAGCGGAAACAGAUCAGCAUCCGUGGCAUUGUUGGAGUGGAGAAUGUGGCUGAGCUGAAAAAGGGCUUUAACCGGCAUCUACACUUUACCCUUGUUAAGGACCGCAAUGUGGCCACCCCUCGUGACUACUACUUCGCCCUGGCCCACACUGUGCGGGAUCACCUGGUGGGCAGGUGGAUCCGCACCCAGCAGUACUACUAUGAGAAGGACCCCAAGAGAAUCUACUACCUUUCCUUGGAGUUUUAUAUGGGCCGGACCUUGCAAAAUACCAUGAUCAACCUAGGACUACAGAAUGCCUGUGAUGAGGCAAUUUAUCAGCUAGGGCUGGACAUAGAAGAACUGGAAGAGAUUGAGGAAGAUGCUGGUCUGGGCAAUGGAGGUCUUGGCAGGCUGGCAGCCUGCUUCCUCGACUCAAUGGCCACCCUUGGGCUUGCUGCCUACGGUUAUGGAAUACGCUAUGAGUAUGGCAUUUUCAAUCAGAAGAUCAGAGAAGGAUGGCAGGUGGAAGAAGCUGAUGAUUGGCUAAGACACGGAAACCCCUGGGAGAAGGCUCGGCCAGAAUACAUGCUUCCUAUUCACUUUUAUGGAAAAGUGGAGGAUACACCAGCGGGUGCGAGAUGGGUCGAUACUCAGGUUGUUUUGGCUCUGCCCUAUGAUACUCCUAUUCCUGGUUACAUGAACAACACGGUUAAUACAAUGCGACUCUGGUCUGCUCGAGCGCCCAACGACUUUAAUCUCCGUGACUUUAAUGUUGGCGAUUACAUUCAAGCGGUGUUGGACAGAAACUUGGCAGAGAACAUCUCCCGCGUCCUCUAUCCGAACGAUAAUUUUUUUGAAGGCAAGGAGCUGCGUCUGAAGCAGGAAUACUUUGUGGUAGCUGCCACCUUGCAAGACAUCAUUCGACGGUUCAAAGCCUCUAAGUUUGGGAGUACAGAAAGUGUCCGGACUGCUUUUGAUUUAUUCCCAGACCAGGUUGCAAUCCAGCUGAAUGAUACACAUCCUGCAAUGGCUAUUCCUGAGCUGAUGCGUGUGUUCUUGGAUAUAGAGAAGCUGCCGUGGUCCAAGGCCUGGGACAUCACUACAAGGACCUUUGCUUACACUAACCACACAGUUCUCCCUGAAGCUCUUGAGCGCUGGCCAGUUGAGCUGGUGGAGAAGCUGCUUCCAAGACACUUGCAGAUUAUCUAUGAAAUCAAUCAGAAGCAUUUGGAUAAAAUCAAAGCCCUGUUUCCCAAGGAUGUUGACCGUCUCAGGCGGAUGUCCUUGAUUGAAGAGGGAGGGAUCAAGCGUAUCAACAUGGCCCACCUUUGCAUUGUUGGCUCUCACGCUGUGAACGGAGUUGCAAAGAUUCACUCAGAUAUCAUCAAAUCUCAAGUGUUCAAGGACUUUGCAGAGUUGGAACCAGAGAAGUUUCAGAAUAAAACAAAUGGGAUCACUCCUCGUCGCUGGCUCCUGCUUUGCAACCCAGGACUUGCAGAAUUAAUUGCAGAGAAAAUAGGGGAGGAGUAUGUGAAAGAUUUGAGCCAGCUGACAAAGCUGCAUCGGUUUGUGAAUGAUGACAUUUUCAUCAGAGAGGUAGCCAAAGUCAAGCAGGAAAACAAAGUCAAAUUUUCCCAGUACCUGGAGCAGGAAUACAAAGUGAAGAUCAACCCAGCUUCCAUGUUUGACGUGCAGGUCAAGAGAAUUCAUGAAUACAAGCGGCAGCUCAUGAAUUGCUUACAUGUGAUCACCAUGUACAACCGCAUUAAGCGAGAUCCAGUGAAGCCAUUUGUGCCCAGGACUGUGAUAAUUGGAGGCAAAGCUGCUCCUGGAUAUCAUAUGGCUAAAAUGAUAAUAAGGCUGAUCACUUCUGUGGGCCAUGUAGUAAACAAUGAUCCUCUGGUUGGAAACAAGCUGAAGGUCAUCUUUCUGGAGAAUUACAGAGUCUCACUGGCUGAAAAAGUGAUCCCAGCUACCGAUUUAUCAGAGCAGAUUUCCACAGCUGGCACCGAAGCCUCGGGCACUGGCAAUAUGAAAUUCAUGCUCAACGGGGCUCUGACCAUUGGGACCAUGGAUGGUGCCAAUGUAGAAAUGGCAGAAGAAGCUGGAGAAGAGAAUCUUUUCAUCUUUGGCAUGAGAGUGCAGGAUGUGGCAGAGCUGGACCGGAAAGGGUACCAUGCUCAGGAAUAUUAUGACAAGCUUCCUGAACUGAAGCAAGCUAUUGAUCAGAUAAAGAGCGGUUUCUUUUCACCAAAACAACCUGACUUGUUCAAAGAUGUGGUCAACAUGUUGUUCCACCAUGACCGGUUUAAAUUGUUUGCAGACUAUGAAGCUUAUGUCAAAUGCCAAGACAGUGUCAGUCAACUCUACAUGAACUCCAAGGAGUGGACCAAAAUGGUAAUCAGGAACAUUGCAGCCUCUGGGAAGUUUUCCAGUGACAGGACCAUCAAAGAAUAUGCCCGUGAUAUCUGGAAUGUGGAACCUUCUGACCUCAAGAUCCCACCACCCAAUGUACCUCGAGAUGUGGCUGAUGAGAUGCUGGCCAAUGAUUCAGCUGAAAAGUUGCGUAUGUGAAUCUGAGAAGUCCUACAAGGUUUAACUCUGCAUGGAUAAUGCAUAGUACUGUACAUUGGGAAAAGCAUGCACAGAUUUGUUUAGCAAGUAAUGGUAGUAAAAUGGCCUCUUUUCUCUUUUGCUUACAAGCACUGAGGGCAGUUGGAAUAUCUUAUGCAUUAUAUACAUCACAGAGAUUUAAAUGGGCUUGAGCAUCAGAAUUCUCCCGCUUUCCUUCCUUUGGAACCCUGGGAAUUAUUGUUCCAAAAAAAAUAAUUAAUACAUCCUAUUUCAUCUGAUGGCUUCUAAGUGGGCUGACCAUAUCUUUUUCAUGGUAGCCAAUAUGGCCACUGGCCAUACUAGGUGCUAGUCCCAACACAACUAGAGCGUACCAGCUUGAGGAAGGCCGCUCAAACAAAUUUUAGUGCCCUUGCCCAACCACUCUCCAGGAUGCUGGGGCUUGAUUGGAGUGGCACAGCUAUAAAUUGACUCAAAGGCCUUUGGUUACAUCAAAGGGCACAUUUUUACUCAUUUAUAGUGGAUGUUAUAAAAAGAUGCCAUUAGUGAGUCUGAACGAUCUGUUUGCUCAAUUGUUGUCUUGCAAAGAAAAUGAAAGAUGUUGUGCAAGAAUGUAUAUUCAUAAAAUGAACUCUUAGCAGAAAGAAUAGUAUAUUUUGAGAAAAGUGUUAAAACAAAAUCCGUAUAGUUGUAUAGAUCACAUUGUCUUCCUUCAAGAGGUGAGCGUAGAAGUCUUCUCCUACUUACCAAUGAUAGUCAUUUGAAGUAUUUUGAAGAAACCUUGUGCUUUUCAGCAGGUGUUAAUUACAAUACAAAACCUUUGAGGAAGUCGCACUAUAUAGUAUAAAUCAAAUUGAUUCAUACUGGCAACAUAGCUUUGAUAGGAAGACAUCUUGAGAGAAAAAGGAUAUUCUGCUGAAGAAGGGCUUACAGUAACCAAGAUGAGAUGCAUUUAUAGAAAAAGAAAUAAUUUUUGCAAGGCUCAAAAACUCCUGUAUUUUUGCCCAAUAAUGUUGUUCUGUGGUGUACACCUGGAAAUUCAUGAUAAAAUAAACUGAAAUCCACUUUUUUAUCUUCCAA